AUGGAAGGAGAAACUGUGAGCUUGAUCUCAAAUGGAGAGACAUCUGCAAUUGAAGAACUGUCAGAUUCAAAUAGCAGCACUCAUCCAUUUCCACCUAGUAAGCGUGCAAGGUCUGGCAGUAAUGUCAGCGCUUCAAAAUUCAAAGGUGUUGUGCCACAGCCAAAUGGUCACUGGGGUUGUCAAAUAUAUGCCAACCACCAACGGAUUUGGCUUGGAACCUUUAAAUCUGAAAAGGAGGCAGCUAUGGCCUAUGAUAGUGCAGCAGUAAAGCUCCGGAGUGGCGAUUCCCGGAGAAAUUUCCCAGUAACUGACAUAACGGUCGAUGAACCAAAAUUUCAAAGUUAUUACAGCACUGAACUCGUGCUUAACAUGAUAAAGGAUGGUAGCUACCAAUCCAAGUUUGCUGAUUUUAUAAGGACAUGCUCCCAAAGUGUUGAAACUGAUCUCAGCCUCAAGCUUAUGAUGCCACAAAGUAGUAGAGGACUAACAUAUAAGCAACUGUUUCAAAAGGAGCUAACACCAAGUGACGUUGGUAAACUAAAUAGGCUUGUCAUCCCUAAGAAGUACGCUAUUAAGUACUUCCCACAUAUUUCUGAAAGCGCAGAAGAAGAUGAGGCAGCUGACAAAAUGAACGACUUGAUGCUACCCUUCUAUGACAAGUCAAUGAAGUUGUGGAAAUUUCGCUAUUGUUAUUGGAAGAGCAGUCAGAGUUAUGUCUUCACAAGGGGUUGGAAUCGAUUCGUGAAGGAGAAAAAAUUGAAGGCAAAUGACACUAUUGCUUUCUGCUUAUGCGAGAGUGGAGAAACAGUAGAUUCUGCUGCUCAAACAUUCCACAUGAUUGACGUAAGCAACCGUGACAACAGCAGUAGCCAUGCACCUAAAGUUGAGGUACAGAUUCGCCUAGGCCCAGGCCUCGCCGGCGACAGUACUGUCAAUAAGAACGUUGAAGAAGAGAGAAUGAUGGGAGCUAAUAAGCCAACACAUACUGAAAAAACAGGCUUUAAACUCUUUGGCAUACAAAUUAUCUGA
This is a messenger RNA of Dovyalis caffra, 1029 nucleotides long. NCBI's taxonomy places the organism in Eukaryota, Viridiplantae, Streptophyta, Magnoliopsida, Malpighiales, Salicaceae. The record is from the annotation of a GenBank genome assembly.